CUGUCAGAGGUGCACCCUCAUCCUCCUCCUCACCCUCCUCCUCACCCUCCUCCUCCUCCUCCUCCUCCUCCUCCUCCUCCUCCUCCUCCUCCUCCUCCUCCUCACCUGGCUGUCAGAUCACAUCAGGCUGCAUGCCAUAGAGCCGUAGCCUUGAACAGAGCCAGUAAAGGUGCUUCAUGCAGCUGAUCACUGACCCCAGAUUAGAGAACAGAUAAACUGGAUGAAAACCACUGCCAGCACUUCACCAGUGUUUCCUUCAGACGUCCAGCAGCUGUCGGUGAGUGAAGAGGAGCUUCCCCCUGAGCAGCAGGAGAGGAGAUCCAGUCUGGACCAGGAGGACUCUGAGUCCAUACAUAUUAAAGAGGAACAGGAGGAACUGGAGGCUGAUACCACCAAGUUCCCCUUCACUAUUAUCCAAGUGAAGAGUGAAGAUGAAGAAGAAGAGGAACCUCAGUCCUCACAGCUUCAUCAGAGACAAAGUGAACAGAUGGAAAUAGGGACUGAUGGAGAGGACUGUGGAGGGCCAAAACCAGCCAGGUGCUCAGAUCCUCAGAGACAUUUACAACUAGAGAGUGAGGUCGAGACUGAAGACAGCAGACAGACUGAUAGGAAACCACAAAGUCUCUCUGAGUGUGGUAAAACAUGCAAAACUAAAUGUGAACUGACAACACACAUUAGGAGUCAUACAGGAGAGAAACCCUUCAGCUGCUCUGACUGUGGUCAAAGAUUUAAACACAUGUGUAGACUCAAACUUCACAUCACACACCACAGAGAGCAGAAACCUUCCAGCUGCAGUGUUUCUGACCAAAGAGUCUGCAGGUACGAUCAGUUCAACACACAACGAUGGGUUCGAGGUCAGGAGUACGAGUUUCAUCUAAACCACAACCAGGAGAAAAGAGAGGCAGGAACAGGAGCUGAUGGAGAGGACUGUGGAGGACCAGAACCAGAGAGACUUUUACAUUCAGAGACUGACAUCAAGAGUGAGGACAGUGAUGAGGAUUGGAGGGAGACCAGAGGACUUCAGUCAGGUUUAAACUCUCUGAAGAAUGAGGAGGUCUCAGCAGCGUUUGACUCUGAGUCUGAGGAAAGCUUUUACAACAAGAGUCCUCUGGAGAUCCACGCAGAGGAGAGACGUUUCUCAGGAUUUGGGAACCGGUUUACCAGAAGAGAAGUCCUGAGUGAACACAUCAUGGUCCACAGAGGGGUGAAGCAGGAGGACGCACUUCUGAAAGACGAACAAGAGGAGGUCAGGAUCAGUCCGCCUGAUGCAAUCAACUCCCCGUACACUCCUGUCCCUGUGAAGAGUGAGGAAGAGGAAGAGACACAUCAGUCCUCACAGGUUCAUCAGAGACGAACUGAACAGAUGGAAACAGGAGCUGAAGAAGAGGACUGUGGAGGACCAGAGACUGAGGACUCUUCAGAACCUGAGACUGAUGACAGUGAUGAUUGGAGGGAGACCAGAGACCAUCAUUCAGGUUUAACCUCUGAUAAGACAUUGUGUGGUUGUCCUGACUGUGGGGAAACAUCUCAGACUACAUCAGAAAUGACCACACACAUGAGAGUCCACACCAAAGAGAGAACCUUCAGCUGCUCAGUGUGCAGGAAAACCUUCAACCACAAAGGGAAUCUGAGCUCACACAUGUUGAUCCACACAGGAGACAAACCCUUCAGCUGCUCGGUCUGCGGUAAAAGAUUCAGCCAAAAGGGUCACCUGACCACACACAUGCUGCUCCACACAGGAGACAAACCCUUCAGCUGCUCCGUGUGCAACAAAAGAUUCUACCAGAAAGGACAUCUGAGCUCUCACAUACUGGUUCACACAGAGGAGAGACCCUUCAGCUGCUCCGACUGCGGGCAAAGAUUCAAACGGAGAUUUAACUUGAAGCUCCACAUGGCACAGCACAGAGAGCAAGCUUCAGAGCUCUCUCAAAGCCAAACUGAGGCGGACAGAGAGGCAGAGUUAGGCCUCGACGGAGAGGACAGUGGAGGAUCAGACCCAGCAGUGUUUGAACAGAAACAGGACCCGAGCGUUCACAGCAGGAAGAAACUCCUCAGCUGCUCGGUCUGCAGUAAAAGAUUUAAACAGAAGGGGCAUCUGAUCACACACAUGUUCAUUCACACCGGAGAGAAACCCUUCAGCUGCUCCGUGUGUGGGAAAGGGUUCAGACAAAAAGGACAUCUGACCACACACAUGGUCCUUCACUCAGGAGAGAAACCCUUCAGCUGCUCGUUCUGCAGUAAAAGGUUCAACACGGAGGGGAGUCUGAAGAGACACAUGAUGGGCCACACCGGAGAGAAACCCUUAAGCUGCUCCACAUGUGGGGAAGGAUUUUCUUGGUCUUAUCAGUUGAAGAAACACCAGUGUGUUGGCGCUCAGGCUCAACGGCUCAUACAAAACCGAACUGAGAACAUGAGAGAGGCGGGAUCGGAAGCUGAUGAAGAGGACUGCAGAGGACCAGAACUAGCCAAGAACUCAGACCCAGAGUGACAUUUAAAAGACUGAAGACUCUUCUGAACCGGAGACUAAAACAGUGAUGCAGAUUAGAAAGAGACCAGAGAACAUAAGUCUGGUUUAAACUCUGAGAAAUAAUGAGGUUUCUGUCUAAUGGAUGUUUUACUGGUGAGAAACUACGUCACUGCUCUGACUGAUGUCAUUCAUUCAGAUAGUUAUCUUCUUACCUUUUCCUGGUAACGCACAUCCGACUUCCACCAGAUUUGUGUCCGGUCUGUUUCCGAUCCACUUGGGCCCGGCUCCGUGCUCUCUCGUCUGUCAACACCCACCGGUUGUGUUUUCAGAACGCAGCAUGGAGUAGGACCGCCGGACAGCUGGAGUCAUGUGACCGAGGUUUCCCCACGGUAGUUCCUGAAUCAAGGAUUCUCCUCCUCCUCUCCUCAUCCAUGUUGUCUUUCUGGUCUUCUGAAAACCUCUGACCUGUUGACUCCAGGCCUGGCUCCGCUCAUCAUGACGGUUUUUUGUUGUAGUUAAGUGAAAUAUGAUCUGGUGAUAACACAAAGUGUUUUAUUCUGAAAAUUUAGUUUUGGUGCCUGACUUCCUGUCCCACUCCAUCUGCUCUGUUGAGAUUGAUGCGUCGUGCUCUGGCAUCCGGCAAAACUAGAAGUCUUGUGUAUCUGAUCCGGAGGGCUCCGACCUGCCGGAUCAGAGACGCAGCCAGAACGCAACAGAGCGGAUCCAGUGGAAGUUAACACAUUGACUAGAAUAGAAACCUAUCAGAUCCAGUGCCGUGACGGAUCACAUGAUACAGCAAGGUUUCAAAAAGUUUAUUAUUUAUGGUAAAAAGAAAAAAGCAGAUCAUUCUCACAGUGUCAGAAUGGUGAUCUCACAGCAUCAUGAAUUAUGUAAUGUUAGAUUUACGGUCAAGUCAGUUUAACUGCUGCUGCUACGGUAAAGCUGAUUGGUCAACUGGUCGGCGUGUUUGGAUUAUCACAGAUUACAUUAAAUAUAUAGAUUAUCUAUCCUGCAGCUGCAAAGCUCUUACUCUACAACCAUUGUGUAUAUUUUAAUUUAUUGUUUUUAAACUUUUGAUGUUUUAUAUUUUUACUCAUUUUUAUUUUGCCUCUAUGUUGAUGUUCUUGUUUUGAACACCCACUUGGCAAUAACCUGCCUCUGAUUAUAUAUUAUAUAUUGAUGAUAUUGGCUCAGUGUGUUGAUCUCUGUACUCACUGUUACAGGAUGAUUAAAGGUUGUGUAUGGAUCAAACAGUUUAUACUGUGUAUA
Notolabrus celidotus (New Zealand spotty) is the source of this 3736-nucleotide messenger RNA. Its product is annotated as zinc finger protein 658B-like. NCBI's taxonomy places the organism in Eukaryota, Metazoa, Chordata, Actinopteri, Labriformes, Labridae. The coding region runs from base 221 to 2488 and encodes 755 amino acids. The transcript has 2 exons. The record is from RefSeq and is a predicted model, not a curated record. Gene Ontology annotation, biological process: regulation of transcription by RNA polymerase II. Gene Ontology annotation, molecular function: RNA polymerase II cis-regulatory region sequence-specific DNA binding; DNA-binding transcription factor activity.